UUGCUAUUCUUACUUAAAAUAAAAUAAAAUUAAAUUAAUGCUAUUGCUAAACCAAAACAAUAAAGAAGUAAUGUUUUAUCUUAAUUAAUUGUAGUAUUAUAACCUAAUGUUCUUGUUUUUAAUUCUGUUUGCAUCGACGUUUCCUAAACAUGCCCAUAAACUAUGACGAGUUGUUGGCUGCUGUGGCCACAGUUUGCCAAGAGCGAGGGAUCACAGUCACUGUGAAGGAGUCACUCAAAGGCGGGGCCAUUGCUGGCGGAGGUGCAGGUUUAGGAGGUGUUUUAAUGGGGCCAGUGGGAUUGGCCAUUGGUGGGAUUUUUGGAAGCUUGACAGCUUUUUUUCUAGCGCAAGGUAAAUUCAGAUCUAUUGCUCAAGUUAUUCAAGAAGACAUGACUCCUCAACAGAGAGAAGAGAUGGCAGGGCGAGUGGUCCGAGCCCUGGAAGGUUUCGACCUUACGGAUCUAACCAUCUUCCUUCCCUUAUUCAUGGGCAAUCAAAAUGCUCAAAUGGCGGCCAUCACAGCUGUUGUAAGAUAUUUGGAGAGAGAAAUGAGAAUGCAAAUAACUAAUUGUUAACCAAUCACAUAUCCUUUUGAUCAUUAGAGCUUAUUUUUUUAUUUUGUUAUUUUAUUAACUUAUUUCAGUAGGAUAUUUUGAAUACCCCGGUGAUAAAAUUGAUGGUCAAAAAUGUUUUUUAGUUAUCAUCAAGAAUAAUGUUUAUGUUUGAGUUAUGAGGGUCCUAUCUGUAAAACAUUAUUUGUUAAUCAAAUCGAAUUAAAAGUUUCAAACUAGUUGGUUAGUUAUGAUACAAAUUGGGAAUUAUUUUGAUUUUUAAAAGCAAUAAAUGCUGUACAAUUAAUGUUAUUUUAAGUUUUGUUUUUCCUUUGUAUUGUCAGCCACAUGUACCUAGUAUUAAAAAUGGGACAAUUGAAGUUAAAAAUAUUAAAUAGGCCUAGCUAUGCAAAAUCUUUAUCUACCUGAAUUCUAAACAAUAAACUAUGGUUCUAUUUAAUCUUAGUAAGAAUAAUUUCAACCACUCGCACAAUAAAAUGACAGUAGAACCCCUCACAUCCGUCCUCAAAAUAUCCGACUCCUCGGGAUAUCUUACCUAGUGUCCAACCGUCUACUUGUUGGAGGUCUAGGGUGAUAAUGUCGAGCAGAUGAUAUCCACUGUCGUCGAUAACGAGUGUUGCUGCCGUCACGGGAGACGAUUACUAAAGUCGUGGAGACUGCAGGUUAUGCUCCCCCCGAUAUCCGACCUUUUGGCCAUUCCAAGCAUGGCCCGGUCACAUAAUGGUUGGAUAUGAGGGGUUCUACUACUGUACUUUGAAGAUAAAUAAAAGUUAUACACAAGUCUUAAAAGUGCAAACACUUGAUUUUGAGUGUCAUUGUCCAUUAUUUCAUGUUUCAACCUAGUGGUUUCACUUUUUUCUAGAUUGAUAACUGACAAUUAACUGUGCACGGAGUUGUAAGGGGUUACCAGUUCCAAUAGUUAAAAAAAUUAAAUAUUUAUGCUUUAGAAUAUGGGUAGCUUUUAUAGCCACUCAAAAAGAUAUACGUGCCUUAUGACAACUAACAAUAGCUGUGGACUAUUAUGUUGUGAAUUAUUUUGGGUGCUACUAACUAUUUUUAAAUGUAGUUUUAAUUUAAGUAGUAUGAUGCCAUCUGUGUGUGGCAAACUAGGUUUUCUUGAUUUUGUUGUACUCACUGGACUGUUUUUAAAAGACUAUUUAUGCACCUUAGGUAUAUUUCAUAGUUUACUCUAACCAUCAUUUUUAUAUUUGUGAUUUUUAUUUUUAAAGCACUUUGCAAUGUUGAAAUUGAUGUUCUUUUUGGAAUAUUGUGAGGACUUGGGUGAUAUGUUGUUGGAAAAAAUGUGUGCUUAGUCUUUCUCUGUAAUAAUACAUUUAUAAAAGAACUCUUGGCCAUCUGUGAUUGAUCUAUUCAUUGUAUCUCCGUUUCUCUUGCCACCUUAUACACCUUUUUAUCAGUAACAUAACUCUUUUUCUUAAUUAUUUAAUUUUACUGUAAAUAAAAAAAAAUCUACUUUGAUUCUAAUUCUAAAAUGUAUGUAGCCUUCAGUGUACAUUUCACUAAGUACAUGUAAUUUGCACAUUGGGUUGUAUAUUUGGGUCAGUCACUUACAGAAUUGUUAGCAGUUUACGUUUUGUAGAAAUCGUAACUGAAUUACUCCUUUGGUAGCUAUUCCAUAGUAAACAUUGCAAACCAUAGGUAUAGGUAAUAAUGGAUGGAUUUUUAGCAUGUUGCAUACUUAUCACGAAUUUCUCUCUUUUUCACGAAUUUCUCUCUUUUUAUGUAUAUUUUGUGCCAAUAUUAUAGUUUCCCUACCAUGUAGUUAUUAUGUUAUAUUUGUUGAUCUUUUAUACCCAAGAUGAGGGUUUUAUUUUAUUGAUGUUAAAACUCAUACAAAUGUUUUAAUUUACCGUUUACUACGUCCAUGACUGAAAGGGUUAAAGGAAAGAAGAAAUGUAAAGUUUAGUUAGUUUUUCAGAGAUUUUUUUUACUGCACUCAUAUUUUAUGGGCAAUAUUUAAAAUAAAGAAUAUUAUUUAUAUUUAUACAUUUAA
Messenger RNA from Macrosteles quadrilineatus (aster leafhopper), 2586 nucleotides. RefSeq names its product protein C19orf12 homolog. The record is from RefSeq and is a predicted model, not a curated record. Bases 150 to 575 code for a protein of 141 amino acids. The transcript has 3 exons. NCBI's taxonomy places the organism in Eukaryota, Metazoa, Arthropoda, Insecta, Hemiptera, Cicadellidae.